AGAUUUCUAGAGAUUUCAGGGGUUAAAAUCUGCUUUUUCCCCCUUGGAUAUACCCCUUGACAUUGGCAAAAAUUUUACGAAGAAUCAAAUUGUAACAUGAUAGAACAUUAAUUCAUGUUCAUCGUUGGUUGAUGUUAUCAAGAACCUUCUCGACAACAAAACAAAAUCAACUCUUUUUCUAAUUAAAGUUUUGAAAAGAAAAAAUUUUUCUGGUUAUGCAGCUUACGAAAAUGGAAAUGAUAUCAUCUGGGCAAUUGAUACACUAUUACGUGUGAAAUCUAACAUAUUGGAUAAUCAUCAAGGGUGUGGGUGUGGGUGUGGGUGUGGGUGUGGGUGUGGGAGUGAAUGCGGGGUGCGUGGGUGGCGUCGGUGCGAAUAUGCGUAUGGGUGUCAGGAAAAUGUGCACCCGCACCCUCUUCGCGUCAUCUACCGAGGGAAUAAUGAAAAUCGAGCGGAAAAAUACCCUUUUACAGCGUUGACUAUUGCUGGAAAGGUUAUAUUUUCUCAUACAUGAAGACUAGUUGAAUACCAGCGUGGUAGUUUUAUCUACGACGAAAAGAACCAGCAACACACUCACAUUAUAACUGCCGUUAGUAUUUGUUUUGGUAACAUCUUAUCAGCAAUAGAUAAUACAUCAAACUGUCUUCUCACUUUAUCUAAAAAUACACUUAAUAGAAAAAAAAGAGUUUCGUAACGAUUUUCAUAUUUACAGACAAAGCACAUUUGUGCGAGCGUCCAUCUUGAGGGUGAAUUUCUUACGCACAUUUAUACCCAUAGAUUCUGUGGAUAAUUCAGAGAUAGAAAACGGAAGUCUGGCAGCGAGGAAGGACCCUAGUCACGACUGCAUCAAUCAUGAACCCUUUUACGCAAAGGAGUAAACAAAAGAACCUUUUUGCUGAACAUUUACAGUAAGAUUUAGACAAAUUUUGACUCAAAAUCGUUUUCAACGUCAUUUUCCCGUUUUGCAAAGUGACAAGGUUGGAACAUAUUCCGUGUUUUUUGCAAAUCUUUCUAGCUGCUGGAAAACCUAGACAACUGUAGAAACCUUUUUUUUUACAGUGUGCAGACAAACGAUUUCGAACAUUCCUCUAUGGGAACCCUUCAAAGUCUCUCCAGCGACCUCAACUCGCAAACACCAUCUUCCACUACUCAAUCACCAACAAACAAUGCAGCAGGAAUUCAACAAAUAUCUUUCGCAUCAAACCAAUAAAUAGUUCUAUUCUAUUUUCAGGUGGAACUCGAAAACCCUGCCGAUAUGGUUCCAAUUGUCGCUCGUCGACCUCACAACAUCGGACACAAUUUAUACAUCCUGGUGAUAAGGAUUUUAUAGAGAAAGAUGAUAAGCGUGAUGACUCUAGAAAAACCAUACAAAAACUAGCCUGUAAAUAUGGCGCGAAUUGCACCAAUAGAGGCCCACAACAUCGAGCAAUAUUUACACACUCUGAUGAUGAAGAUCACAAAAAUGAAUGUGAUAACCAUGGUAGAUUUACCAGCAACAUUGAAAAGCCACCCUGUAAAUAUAAUGACAACUGCUACAAUAAAACUCCAGAACAUCGAGCACGAUUUACACAUUCUGAUGAUAAGCGUGAUGAAUCUACAAAAAGCAAGCAAAAAGUAGCCUGUAAAUAUGGCGCGAAUUGCACCAAUACAGGCUCACAACAUCGAGCAAUAUUUGCACACUCUGAUGAUGAGGAUCACAAGGAAGAAGACGCUAACCCUAGGGAGUUUACCAGCAAUACAGAAAAACGACUCUGUAAAUAUGGUGACAAGUGCUACGAUAAAACUCCAAAUCAUCGAGCACGAUUUACACACUCUAAUGAUAAGGAUUCCAUAGAGAAAGAUGAUAAGCGUGAUGGUUCUACAGAAAGCAAACAAAAAGCAGCCUGUAGAUUUGGCGCAGAUUGCUUCAAUAAAAGUCCAGAACAUCGAGCACGAUUUAUGCAUCCAGAUGAAUGUGAUUAUACGCGAAGCAAAGAAACUGGAGUUUGUAAAUAUGGGACCAGUUGCUACAACAAAGAUCCAGAUCAUCGAGCACAACUUGCGCAUCCGGAGGAUCAUGGCUAUGUCCGGCGGACAGGUUUGCAGCCUGAUGGUAUGUUCGAAAACCCUAAUGAUCGUCACACAUUUUGGCACUGUGCUCAUAACCAUGCUUAUCUACACCAAUGCCCAGCUAAUUUAAUUUGGUCACAAGUAAACCAACAUUGCACUUGGAAUGCGGUGGUGCCAACAUCGACAGUAACAACAACAACAACAACAACAACAACAACAUUGCUCUCAACGACAACAAUCGCUUUAUCGACUACACUGACACAAAGCUUGCUUCCAUUUGAAUGUUCGAACUACGCUUCAAUCACCGACGGUACUCGUCACGAAUCUGUUGAAUUACCAUUAACUCAUCGUCAAUAUAACGAAUAA
Molecule: messenger RNA, 2415 nt
Organism: Rotaria sordida
Lineage: Eukaryota; Metazoa; Rotifera; Eurotatoria; Philodinida; Philodinidae
Source: the annotation of a GenBank genome assembly